Messenger RNA from Cebus imitator (Panamanian white-faced capuchin), 1231 nucleotides. It is a transcript of the gene DNAJC24, whose product is annotated as DnaJ heat shock protein family (Hsp40) member C24. The transcript is spliced from 5 exons. Lineage: Eukaryota; Metazoa; Chordata; Mammalia; Primates; Cebidae. Bases 170 to 616 code for a protein of 148 amino acids. The record is from RefSeq and is a predicted model, not a curated record. Gene Ontology annotation, molecular function: ATPase activator activity; ferrous iron binding. Gene Ontology annotation, biological process: positive regulation of ATP-dependent activity.
GCAGUGACUUCCGGCGGAAGAAGAAGCCGGUUCCGAGUUCUGGCCGACCGCAGGCAAGGAGUGGGCAGCAGCGCCUGUGUGAACUUAGAUACAUGGCAGACUGUAAUGAAUUGUCUUUAAUAUUUCAAUUCAGCUGAUCUGAGAAGGCCCACUUCUGGUUCCAUGAGUGAUGGCGGUUGAGCAGAUGCCCAUAAAGGAUUGGUACAGCAUCCUCGGGGCAGACCCAUCUGCAAAUGUGUCAGACCUAAAACAAAAGUAUCAAAAACUCGUAUUAAUGUAUCAUCCAGAUAAACAAAGUACAGAUGCACCAGCAGGAACCGUGGAGGAACGUGUACAGAAGUUCAUCGAAAUUGAUCAGGCAUGGAAAAUUCUAGGGAAUGAAGAGACAAAAAGAGAGUAUGACCUGCAGCGGUGUGAAGAUGACCUAAGAAGUAUAGGACCAGUAGAUGCUCAAGUAUAUCUUGAAGAAAUGUCUUGGAAUGAAGAUGAUCAAUCUUUUUAUCUGAGUUGCAGAUGUGGUGGAAAAUACAGUGUUUCCAAGGAUGAAGCAGAAGAAGUUAACCUGAUUUCUUGCGAUACAUGUUCACUAAUUAUAGAACUCCUUCAUCAUAACUAAAAUUGUUCACAACUUGAAAUGCUUUAACUGUGGUAUUUAGACAUGAUGAGAGGCCAUUGAGCGUUAUCCAUUCAAGGAAAUGGAUUUUUUUUUUUGUCAACCCUAUUAUUUGCAAAGAAAACAUACAAUUAUCAAGCAGAGACCACCUCAGAUUAAUAGAGAAUGAUUAUAAUUAUUUAUGUAUAAUUUGUAUUCAUAAGUUGUCACAAAAAAAGAUUUGGAUUGUAUUUGGUGAAUUCCCAUCUGAGAACUUUAUUCAUUUUUUUCCUUGACCCAAAAUAAGAAUUUUUCUCUUUCCUAAUAUGAGCAUGUCUCCUCUUUUAAGUGGGUAACGGUAUCAUAUUCCUUUAUAGUUACUAAGUUUCUGAUCUAACAGAUAAUGUUUCUAGUUGCUAAAAUUAUAGGCCUGUUGUACACUUAGAAUCUUUGUGAAUAACAUAACCAGUUCUCCCAUAAGGAAGGGCUGGUUAUGGAUAUUCAUGAAGUUAUUUCAAAGUUAAUAAAGACAAAAUGGCAAUUACAGAAAGUGUUGACUCCAAUCUUGGCCCUUUAUUUCCAAAGCUUGUAAACACUGCCAUCGUUAAACUUAAAUGUAAUUUAGGAAAUGGAAGGUUU